AUUCGAACUCGACGUCAUGGCACCUUAAAAUGGCCAACAAACAAAUUUUAAUUUCAACUUUAUUCUAGCAAGUUUACAGCUAAUAUUUAUAUCAGAUAAUGUCUUCGCUUGCUGCUGAUGUUAUAGACCCGGAUGUGGCAGAUACCUUUUUGACAUGUUCAGUCUGUGAAGAACCUUUUAAGAAUCCCGUUGGACUUCCAUGUCUUCAUUCCUUUUGCAAAGAAUGCCUGACUAAACAUAUAUUGUCAACAACGAAAGCACAGAAGAAUCCGAAAGCCUUUACCUGUCCGAAAUGCAAACGGCAUGUAGAUUCACCAGAUCCACAUCAACCGCCUCAUUCAUGGGCCGAUUUAUUUCCACCCAACCAUUUUGUACUAAGUUUAAUGGAGGGUGUAAAAAUAAGAAGUGAUUCUCAAAAAUGCGACCCAUGUUCAAGGAGAAAUGAGAAAGUCAUUGCUAUAAGGUGGUGCAAAGAAUGUGGUGAAGCAUUAUGUCAGCAAUGCGAAGGGUUCCAUAGGUCAAUGAAAUAUUCACAGCACCACCAUUUGGUUAGUAUGGAGGAACUAAAAACUCAACCAAUCAAAAACACCGUAUCAAGACCACCAUGUCCAGAUCACGAGGGAACUCUUCUCGGUUUCUUUUGUGAAGAUCAUAACCAGGUCGUCUGCUCGUCAUGCGUAACUAUUGAUCAUCGAAAAUGCAAACACGUCACGACAACUGCAGAAGCAGCCGAAAAGCAAUACGUAGAUGCAGAAACUUUGUCAGAAAAGUUGAAGCUUCAGCGUGAUUGGUCACGUCGUAUUGCUGAAAACAGAAGACACAGCGCACGUGUUCUCGAGGAUUCAACCAAUCAAAUUCGGCACCAGAUAACAAGCAUACGACAACAAAUAAAUGACCUACUUGUCCAAAAAGAGGUAAAGAUACUAGAGGAACUGAAAACUGCACACGCUGAAGAAAAAGAACAAUACGACAAAGUUAUAGAAACAUGUGAUGGUCUGGUGAGCACGACGGAAAACGCAAUCGCUUUAAUUCAAAAUUCAAUGCGCCAUGGUUCCGAUACGGAUGUCAUUCUUGCCAUAGAUAAUGUAAAAAAUGAAUCUCAGUCCUGUGAGAACAAGUUGGCAGAUUUAACAACCAGGUUAAAAGAUCUGUUCAUCAAUUUCAGCGCAGAUAGCACCUUGCAAGCAGUCGUUAACGGGUUAGAUGAUCUAGGUAGACUGACCACAACUCAAGCAAAUGUCAAUCUUACCGCACCAUACAACGUAGAACCGAUGACUUAUCGCAGCGAUCACACACAUCGGGAUCAUAUUCAUCAUGAACACACACAUCGGGAUCAUAUUCAUCACGAACACACACAUCGAGAUCAUAUUCACCACGAACACACACACCGGGAACACGACCACAAUGACCGCACACAUCGUGAACAUCAGCAUCACGAAACUCGGCAUACCCAUACACACCGUGAUGAUAAACGCAGAGAAAUAGAGAUUGAAUCUGUUCGUAGCCUGCCGUUGUCUCCAAUUAGUACUGCACGAAAAUCACCUGUUGCUAUGCCACCAGCAGCACACCAGAGAAAGGCAUUAACACCUCCUUAUGAAAUUGCAAGAUCACCAGUAGUAACACCCCGUAAACUUAGGAAACGAAGUCCAAGCCCACUUCCACCAUUAAUGCUUCCGAAAUCGGUUUCACCAUUUCCAUACAAUCGGAUUAUACCGAGGCCAGCAACAUUAGAAACAUUUUUCAAGGGUCGAACUAGCAAUGAUCGUGAAAAUUGCUGUUUUACUGGAGCGGAUAUAAUUCAGGACGGCAGAAUUAUUCUAUGCGACCAAACCCAUAGAAAAGUGAAAGUGUUUAAUCACAACUACCAGUGGUGUGGGGAAAAGGUGUUGUCUGCUAAACCGUACGAUGUGUGUUGUAUCGGAGGUUCUGAUAUUGCAGUUACGCUUCCGACUGAGAAGAAAAUGCAACUGUAUACUGUACGCGAUAGCGAUUUCAUAUGCAUUGCAAACAUCCAGACCGGUGCAAAAUGUUAUGGAAUUGCAUAUGCUCAAAAGAAAUUUGCAGUAUGCUGUUUCUCGGCACCGCCCUCUGUUAAAUUGAUGUCUCGGGAUGGUCGGGAGUUAAAAACCAUUGCACGAGAUAUGGCCGGAAAUGACUAUUUCAAUUUUCCAGAUUAUGUAGCCAUGGACAAGAAUACAAGGAACAUCUACGUGACAGACAGAUAUCGUAAAAGUAUAUCUUGUAUAACUGCACUAGGCGAAAAACGGUGGGAGAUUCGUUACGACAACCUGAAAGUACCACGUGGGAUAGCCGUGUACGGAAGUAAAGUUUUUGUAGCCGGAUGUCGAUCUCACACCAUCGUCCAGCUCAAUAUAGAUGGUGAUAUUCUUGGGGACAUCAUUUCGGAAGGCAUUAGCUAUCCAACCAAAAUAGUAGUUCACCCGAACGGAGAAAACAUCCUCGUAACACAACACCAAGCCACCCUAAUCGAUGUAGAGAAGAAUAUGGUGAAAAUCUUUAGCUUGAAUAAUCAGUGACAUUAAUAAAUGACAUUUAUUGAACCCAAAAAGCCAUGACGAUGAAACAAACUAAACAGAUAAAUUAGCAUGAACAAUUUUGAAAUGUUGGAAGCAAUACAAUAGUUGUUUCCUUCUUUCCCGUAGCUGGUCAUCUUUGAAUUUAAAUUAUUAGUUCUAAUGUAUUGUUUAUAUUUUAGAACUGAUUGGGACUAGAAUAUCAUAAAAUAUCAAAUGACAAAUUUAUAUUUCCUGGCUAACUUUAUAGAAUGUGUAUUUGUAGGUACAGACUGGGUUUUAUAAAGUUUCCUAUUUUUC
This is a messenger RNA of Mytilus trossulus (common blue mussel), 2834 nucleotides long. Its product is annotated as E3 ubiquitin-protein ligase TRIM33-like. The transcript has 2 exons. Gene Ontology annotation, molecular function: zinc ion binding. Bases 99 to 2537 code for a protein of 812 amino acids. The record is from RefSeq and is a predicted model, not a curated record. NCBI's taxonomy places the organism in Eukaryota, Metazoa, Mollusca, Bivalvia, Mytilida, Mytilidae.